UAACCACUUAAAUACGACGCCGUCUUUAUCUUUCUUCCUAAAACCCCUAACCCUUACCAUUUCUUCCUUCAAUCACCAAAAAUGGAGUUUCUCUUCAAUUCAAUUCUUCAAUUUUAGGGUUUUAGGGUUUCUUCAUUCUACAUCGUCCAUGGCUUCUGAAGAUAUGGGCAUUGUUUCAGCUCGAAGAGUGGACAACGGGCUCAAUCCACAGCUCGUUUUCCAUGAAAGCGGCUUCAGCUGUAUCCCACCACCUCCACCACCACCACCACCACCUCCGGGUCGGGUAGGUUCCGUUACCGGUGAUCCAGGCCCAAAAACUACAAGGGAGCUUACCGGAUUCAUAGACAAGUAUGAUAAUCAUCAACAUCAACAUCAUUACUUCCAUCAAGCUGCUGAUUUUCGCCGUCAAAUGUUCGGGGAUGAACGCCCUGAUUGGAAUAAUGCGAAGAGCCAUGGCGAUGGAUCAGAUGACACUGAUGUGGACGAUGAUGACGAUGAUGAGGAUAAUGAUGAUGAGGGGAUUGUUACAGUUGAAAAUAGUAAUAAUGAUAAAGUUAAUUUUGAUAGUAGUAGUAAAGUAGUUGGUAGUGAUAAAACAAAAAGCCUUUCUACAUUUGGUGAGAAGGAAGGGAAUGUCCGGCAGUCGGGAAAUGAAGGUGGUGUCGACGGGAGAAAUGCAGUGACAAUUGCUAGUGUUGAUGGGGACAUAUAUUAUAAUAAUCAGUAUUUGCAGGGAGCGUCAAAUGCAGGGCAGAAGGAAAUGGGGUUUGAGAAUGGGUGUGGGUUUAGUGGGAGAAAAGAAGGUCAUUAUUUAAGUGAAUCAGGAGAGUCAUUGAGAACUAUUCUUUCCGAUCCAAUUACGGGAGAGCUUAUGGAUGAUGCGAUGAUAUUGACUUGUGGGCAUUCCUUUGGUAGUGGUGGAGUGCAGCAUGUAAUCAGAAUGAAAGCUUGCUAUAUCUGUUCACAAGCGGUGUCCGAAGUCUCAGUGUCGCCUAAUUUAUCUCUUCGAUCUGCAAUUCAAGCAUUCUGUCGAGAAGAGGAGUCACAGCUUAACCGUUCCUUAAAAAGAAGAAGGGAGAGAUAUGAUCAGGAUAGAGGGAACUUUGGUGAUUCAGCACUUCCGGAUCAUCUAAGAGGAAGAGGGGUUCAGUUUCCAUUCGCUGUGACAGACAGGGUUGUAAUAAAGGGUAACAAAAGGACACCUCAGCGUUUUGUGGGUCGUGAGGCUGUUGUUACCACUCAGUGCUUGAAUGGAUGGUAUGUUGUAAAGACAUUAGAUAAUGCUGAGAGUGUAAAAUUGCAAUAUCGCUCCCUAGCCAAGGUUUCAGAUAAUUUAUCAAUCCAGCCAAUAUCAAGUAAGACGGCAGCCAAUUGGCUGUAGAGUUCCCUUCAGCAGAAUGAUCAUGACUCUCUCAUCCCAACUUACUGCACAUAUGCCACGUUUGAUACGUAUAGUCUAACUAGAACAAGAAUUGUGUUUUUUCAGCUGUAAUCUAGAUCUUGUAUCUGUUCAAUGUUAUUCUCAGUCUUAGGUGUUGUAUAUUGUAGAGGUUGUCUUGUAGCACUACAGCAUUGAGAUGAAAUCAUGAGAUAUGAACUAUAUAGAGCCACACUUGUUUAAAAUAAAUGAAUUAUACAGAUUUGUUUCUGCUGGA
Solanum dulcamara is the source of this 1655-nucleotide messenger RNA. RefSeq names its product U-box domain-containing protein 62. Gene Ontology annotation, biological process: protein ubiquitination. The record is from RefSeq and is a predicted model, not a curated record. The transcript has 8 exons. Bases 149 to 1381 code for a protein of 410 amino acids. Lineage: Eukaryota; Viridiplantae; Streptophyta; Magnoliopsida; Solanales; Solanaceae. Gene Ontology annotation, molecular function: ubiquitin-protein transferase activity.